GGGAUUUUUAGGGAUAAGGUACAAUGGAGGCCAAGAGCAUCAUAGAUUGAGUUAGAACUCAAACCUCUUAUGUGCACUUUAGAAAUAGACUUUAGGGGUCAACACAAACCUGAUGAGAGACACACACCCAUGCACAGGUGAAACACAUACUCACAAACUCAACCUGCAAUUAUGCACCUCUGCAGUACAUUUAAUCUGACACAGUCCCUGUCUUCCUUGAGGUCACAGCUCAGAGGUGCAUAGUGGCCUCAGGAAAAGAGUCCCAACCCUGAGGGACCCCAGAACAUUUUCAUGGUGCUCCAGUCCACCAACCUUACACCUGGGGUGGCCCAAAUGCCAUCCCAGCCCCAGAUGUCUUCUAGCACAAGAAAUCCCAGGAGAAGAAGAGAUGGCUGGACACUGGUCAGUCAGAUGGUCCCAGACAGACGUUGGAGGAGUCCUGCUGUCAUUAUGGAGAAAGGAAACACACAAUUUCAUCACUUUGUGAUGGGGCACUACUGACUCUAGCAGGGAGGAGACCAGGGAAUAGGGCAGACACCUGCCUCUCAGGCUGCCCCAAAACUUCUCUUGCUUGGCUUUACAAAUCGCUAUGAGCCAUCCUCUGAGGGAUAAACAGCAGGUGAUGCGGGGGAGGGGGUUGUAUUGCUCUCAGGGGAGGGUUUAAUAGGCUAGACAUAAAUCCUAACUUGGGCUAUUCUUUAUAAAAUGAUUUUAAAGGCCAGGGGCAUGUGUGGUGGGGGGCGGGAGGGGGGAGGGUCUUAAAUCAGACCACCGACCAGCUGCUCUCUCCUGUCUCAUUCCUGUGUGGAGACCCAGGUUUUCAGCCCAGCAACCCAUGAGCAUCAAAAGGAUCACAGCCCCCACUCUGAGCAGCCCCCAGGGAGGCUUGCGAGUUGCUCCUCAGAAACCCCCACAGGAGUCUCAAACUAAGCUCCACAGCAGAUGUUCUGGAUGGAGAACUUUCCCCACAAAAUGAUACCCAUGGGGGGCAUUUAGAUUGAAAGGCCGCAUCUGGGAGAGGAAGGUGCUUGUCCCUGAGCUCCCCAGAGGGGAGUCAGCAUGUCCACCAGAGACUCUUUCAGAGCUGCUGGCUGCCUCCACUUCCUGACCCCUCCUAGACCCCAAAGUCUCCGUCUGCGCUCCCUCCCCUUCUCCAUCCUGUAGUGGCGCUUGCUGCAGCCCUCCCUGGUUGCUUUAUUUAUUUAUUUUGCACCAACAGGGUUGCUGCAGACUCAUUCUCGCCUGGUUUAAAAAGAGAGAGAGGAAAAAAAAAAAAAAAAGGAGAAAUGCUUUCUGGCUCUUUUCUCUACCUCAGUCUUGGCAGCAGCGGCCACAGCAGCAACAGCAGCCCCAGCGGGCAGGCGGGCGGGAGGGCGGCGGGGCAGCGGGCAGUGAGGGGAGUGAGGCCCGGCAGCCCGGGGUGCAGCUUGAAUGAGACGGCCCCCAGCCCUGGACAGAGGCAGUGUCCAACUUGAUGCCACCCUCCAGCUUCUCCGGUAAGUGCCCCCACCUCCUGUCCCAAAGCUGCAGCUGUCCUUCUCUACAAUAUUCUCAGAGACAAGGCCAGACCAGCGUCCCUUUCAGGCUAAAGGGUUUGCGCUCCUCCUGCCCCUCCCCCCUGCCCCACCCCACCCCACCCCACCCAGCCAUUGAUCCUGGCCCCACCGGACUUUGAUGGGAAAACUAAAAUGUCCCAGACACCUCUAUGGGGAAGGACUCUAAAGAGACCUCCCUCCGUCUCCCCAGGGCUUCCUCUACCUCUGGGAAGGGUUUCUCCACUAUCAGUAUGGAAAUUCCAGAAAUCCUUCCCCUAAAAGCCCCCUCCCCACGCAAGUCCCCAUGUCUCCAGUCAGGUCUGCUUUAAAGGUUCAUAUGUGUCUCUGGAUUGCCACAUAGAGACAAGAAGAAAGCUUCCUACUCCUUGAGGGGUUGAUGCCCGAGACCCCACCCCAUCUAAAGAAAGAAGUGGUUCUGACACCCAUUUCUUCCGGCAAAGUGGCUGGAAGCCAGUCUUGUAGCCAUGGAGACUGGCGAGGGAAGUUUGGGAUUAAAUUAGCCACGUUAUAAAUAAAGAAAAGGGGUUGUCCCUAGAUCCCCCAGCCCCUGGGCCAGCAGGCUUUGGGGACUAAGAGGAAACUGACAGAAGGGGGAGGGAGGGAAGCUGGGUUACAUGCUUCAGUGCACUUUUGCUGAGUGCAGAGCACAAAGGAGGAGCAGUAGCUGCAGCGGUAGUGAUAAAGAGCUAGCUGUCGAGUGGACUUCCCAGAACAGGAGUAGGGACAACGAGGGAGACUGGGACACGUCUGUCCCUGGAGAACUCUCAGCAUGCCAGAGAUACCUGCCAGGUCGGUCUAGGGACAAGAGGAGCCUGGUCAGCUGCCUUUGCCCGCCCCGCACCAUUCUCUCUCCUCCCAAGCCUCAGGAUGGUGUCCUACAUCCCUCUGCUCUCCGGGCCUCUUUGCUCUCUGGUUUCCCGCUACUACAGCGGGAGAGGCGCCUGAACAACUCUUCUAGAGGAGGGGUGCAGAUCCUCACUCCAAUCAGGAUCCAGGGAUGUGAUCCCCCUCCCCCGACCCCGCAAUGGGAAGAAGUCACACCACCUCGUAAAGUUCCACGUGGGAGAAAAUGGGGCGUGUGACAGAAAGCUGACCCUUCAGGGCACAGACAGCCUGAAGCCCCAAAGGCCAUCUGGAUCUGCAGCUAGAAAGAAACCCAGGCAUCCUGCCUCCUAGGGAGCAUCACUUACCUCUUGGUCCCAACACCUCCCCUCCAUGGUUCAAUGCCCUGUUGACAUUUAACACGGUGAGGUGAGAGUGAGUUCACCACCUAUGGGGCCCCUUCUCCUCUGUCACCUCGACCAGUCCCCAGUGGCCAUGAUACCUGCCAUUAUCCUGAUUCUGCCCAGGCCCUUGGUUCCCAGAAACCCACUUGCAGUCUACAUGCUUUGCACAUGGCCUGUGCCCAGAGAUCAGCUGUGCCAGCCAAGGGCUCCCUUGCUCCCCACCCACACCAUCUGGCCAGGUGCUGUCUCUCCUCCUUGUCUGUGCCUCCCUGGCUCACAGUCUGUCUCUUGUGUAUUGUUUGGGGACAAGAGAUCUCCCUCAGAUUCCCACGCUGGACGAAAUCAAAACACUAUCGAGGAGGGAUAUAACAGGAGCCUGAGCCUGAGGACCAAGCAAUAACACUCAAAACCCAGGCAUCCCUUGGGUCCCUCACACACCACAGUGUCAUCUAUAGGGGCUGCGCAUAGGGUUCUCAUGAGGGACUCGGGUGCCCCCCGGUAGCCUGUGCCAUGGCUAACGUGUUGCUUGGCUGUCAUCCACACAGGCAUUCAGGGAGAUUGGGUCUUGCUAAUUCAGGGCCCCAGGCCCUGGGCCAGGCUCCAGAAGGGCAGAGGGGCAGUAGGUGGAGUCCAGGGCACAGAGCUGAGCAUACUUCCCAGCCCUGGAGGACUUCGUCAAGGACUGAAGAGGGGAAGGCUAUGGGUCCAGCUCCAAAGCAAGCCUGGCCCCCAUGGCCCCCUCUCCUGUUCCUGCUCCUCCUGUCUGGAGGCAGUUGUGGUGGGUGCCCUGCUGUGUGUGACUGUGCCUCCCAGCCCCGGGCAGUGCUCUGCCCCCUUCGGCGACUGGAGGCUGUGCCUGGGGGACUCCCGGCGGACACUGAGCUCCUGGACCUAAGUGGAAAUCGCCUGUGGGGGCUUCAGCGCGGAAUGCUCUCCCGCCUGGGCCUGCUCCAGGAACUGGACCUCAGCUACAACCAGCUGUCCACCCUUGAGCCUGGGGCCUUCUAUGGCCUCCAAAGCCUCCUGACCCUGAGGCUGCAGGGCAACCGGCUGCGAAUCAUGGGGCCUGGGGUCUUUUCAGGCCUGUCUGCCCUCACGCUGCUCGACCUCCGCCUCAACCACAUUGUCCUCUUCCUUGACGGAGCCUUUGGGGAGCUGGGCAGCCUCCGGCAGCUGGAGGUGGGGGACAACCACCUGGUGUUCGUGGCUCCAGGGGCGUUGGCAGGGCUGGCCCAGCUGAGCACCCUCACCCUGGAACGCUGCAACCUCAGCACAGUGCCCGGCCUGGCCCUGGCCCGCCUCCCGGCACUAGUGGCCCUGAGGCUUCGAGAACUGGAUAUUGGGAGGCUGCCAGCUGGGGCACUACGGGGGCUGGGGCAGCUAAAGGAGCUGGAGAUCCACUCCUGGCCAUCUCUGGGGGCUCUGGAGCCUGGGAGCCUGGCUGGGCUCAAUCUCAGCAACCUGGCCAUCACCCGCUGCAAUCUGAGCGCAGUACCCUGCCAAGCGCUCCGCCACCUGAGCUUCCUCAGGGUCCUGGAUCUGUCUCAGAACCCCAUCUCAGCCAUCCCCGCCCGAAGCCUCAGUCCCCUGGUGCGGCUGCAGGAGCUCCGGCUGGCGGGAGCGUGCCUCACCUCCAUUGCCGCCCACGCCUUCCACGGCCUGACCGCUUUCCACCUCCUGGACGUGGCAGAUAAUGCCCUUCAGACGCUGGAGGAAACGGCCUUCCCUUCCCCAGACCAACUAGUCACCCUGCGGCUGUCAGGUAACCCCCUGACAUGUGACUGCCGCCUCCUCUGGCUGCUCCGGCUGCGCAGGCGCCUGGACUUCGGUGCGGCACCCCCUGCCUGUGCCAGCCCCCGGCACAUGCAGGGCAAGAGCCUGAGGGAGUUCUCAGACAUCCUGCCUCCAGGGCACUUCACUUGCCAACCGGCCCUGAUCCGAAAGUCUGGGCCGCGAUGGGUCAUCGCAGAGGAGGGGGGGCAGGCCGUUUUCUCCUGCUCCGGAGACGGAGACCCAGCGCCCACGGUCUCUUGGAGGAGGCCUCAGGGCCCUUGGCUGGGAAGGGCUGGGCGAGUGAGGGUCCUGGAGGAUGGGACGCUGGAGAUCCGUUCGGUGCAGCUGCAGGACAGAGGGGCCUAUGUCUGUGUGGUCAGCAAUGUUGCUGGGAAUGACUCCCUGAGGACCUGGCUCGAAGUACUCCAAGUUGAACCACCAAAUGGCACUCUCUCUGACCCUAACAUCACCACGCCAGGGAUCCCAGGGCCCUUCUUCCUGGAUAGCAGAGGCGUAGCUAUGGUGCUAGCAGUUGGCUUCCUCCCCUUCCUCACCUCGGUGACCCUCUGCUUUGGUCUCAUUGCCCUCUGGAGCAAGGGCAAAGGCCGGGUCAAACAUCACAUGACCUUUGACUUUGUGGCACCUCGGCCCUCAGGGGAUAAGAACUCGGGGGGUAACCGGGUCACCGCCAAGCUCUUCUGACCUUUACUUCCACAUCGGAGCUCCAGCCAAGACAGCUUCGGAUACCAAAAGGGAAGAAAACCAAGGUUGCUUGAACCAGAAUCUAGGCCCACCCCCGCCUGCAUCGUGCCAACAGCUAAUGACGCCUCUCAAGAAGGUCUGCCUCCCCCCUGCUUUUGCAGUUUGAGGAUGGGAGCAGAAGCUGUAGACCUGUAGUCAGUCUAGCCCUCCCCGCACCCCCCUCCACCAAGCAGGAAACAUCCCCAAGGCUCCAGUCUACUUGUUCACACACACUGACACCCUUUAACAACCAGUACCAAUUGCUAACCACAGCUAUGAGAUUAUUGCAGAGGUGAGGCUGAGAAGCGCCGCUUGCUUCUCAACCAUGCAGUCUACCUCUCUUUUCUGGUCUCUUUUCUGCUCCUCCCCAGGAGCAAGGAACUAGGGCCAAGGAUCUCAGGCUCAGAAGAUGUAAGUGUACAAUGCAGGGGGGUGGGGGGGG
Molecule: messenger RNA, 5738 nt
Organism: Felis catus (domestic cat)
Lineage: Eukaryota; Metazoa; Chordata; Mammalia; Carnivora; Felidae
Gene: LINGO4
Product: leucine rich repeat and Ig domain containing 4
Exons: 2
Coding region: 3293-5257 (654 amino acids)
Molecular function (GO): protein binding
Source: RefSeq, a predicted model, not a curated record